Linum trigynum is the source of this 612-nucleotide messenger RNA. NCBI's taxonomy places the organism in Eukaryota, Viridiplantae, Streptophyta, Magnoliopsida, Malpighiales, Linaceae. The record is from the annotation of a GenBank genome assembly.
AUGGGCGUGGGAAUAUCAGUCUUGAUGGGAUUGAAAUCAGCAGUACUUUUCCUCUUCUUCGUAUCCAUGAGAAGUCUCGGCUUUGCGUUGUUGUCUAUGCCGUUCUUGUAUGCUUCAAUGAUAGCUGCCUUAGUUUCUGUAGCUUCUCACCCGUCAGUCGAUCUUCCAAUCCUUCUGGGUAAAAGCACGGAUGGUAGUUUUCCAAUUUGGUCCGCCAUCAUGUUCAGCCCCUACUUAUACUUGGUCAGAUUGUUUUCGCUGUUGCGUCGAUCAGCCAGCGGCGAGGAUCCUUACAGUGAGGUUUCUGAGGGUGUUUAUGUUGGUGGGUGGCCUUAUGCUGCUGACAAAUUGCCGCCGGGCAAUCCGGCGAUUAUCGAUUGCACUUGCGAGUUCCCGAGAAGACCGGAGUUCAAAGGACACUCUUAUCUGUGUAUUCCGACUUGGGACACGAGGGCGCCUCAGCCCGUGGAUAUUGAGUCGGCUGUGAAGUGGGCGGUCCGGAAGAGGGCUCAGAAUCGGCCUGUGUUCAUCCACUGCGCAUAUGGUCAUGGAAGAAGUGUUGCUGUCAUGUUGGUGAAUGUGGGUUCAAUGAAACAACCAAAUGUCUACUAG